ACCAUCACCAACGCCGAAUGCUUCAACUUCAUCAAGAAGCAAAUAAUGCAGGCCGAAAUUUUCCACGGAACCCCAUUGAACAACGAAUACGAACUGAUCCCCUUCAACCACUUCACCUACAGCAGAGUAUAUCCCAUAGACUUAGGUCUGGGCAAACGCGUGGUCGAAAAACCCAUAGGCUACAAGCGGAAGGACCUCCUGGAGGCUUUGAUGAAAGGCCUGGACGCACUGAAUAAGAAUAUCACGGAGAAGGUCGGAAGGUACACGUUGGAUGACUUCCUGGAGGGAUUGUACAGAGUGGAGCCUACCACAGGGACGCAGUACGAGCUGUAUUUUAGGACAAAAGUGUCGGGGUUCACUAAAGUGAUCGUGAUGAGGCCCUUCGCGCCUCUGCAAACAAUCAAGACGGUGCCUCUGUCGGGGCCUAAAGAGAAAGAGUUGAUCCACAUCAUCCUGCCGCUGUCAGGGAGGACUGCGACUUUCCAGAGCUUCAUGGACAAGUUUGUGAAGAUAGCCUUGAAGAACGACAGGAGAGUGCAUCUCACCGUGGUGUAUUUCGGCGAAGAGGGGCUCUCAGAAGCGAGAUCCAUCAUGUCCAGGGUACUAAUGACGAAGAACAGCGGAGGUAACGCCAACAACCUGAGGCUACUCGCCCUCAACGAAACCUUCUCCAGGGGUAAAGGACUACGUGUGGGGGCGGAAAGGACGUGGGGGUUAGACGGGAAUGUCGUCGGUGAACGGGACGUUCUUUUGUUUAUGUGCGACGUUGACGUAGUGUUCAGUGCGAGGUUUUUGGACCGGUGCAGGUGGAACACCAAGCCCGGUAAGAAGGUUUACUAUCCGGUGGUGUUCAGUUUGUACAACCCCCACGUGGUGUACACGCUGCAAGGGAGGGACGUCCCGCCAGAGAACGACCAGCUUGUCAUUUCCAGGGAUACGGGGUUCUGGAGGGAUUUUGGAUAUGGGAUGACGUGUCAGUAUAGAUCUGAUUUCUUGAAAGUUCGCGGUUUCGACGAGGACAUCGUCGGUUGGGGUGGGGAAGACGUAAUGCUGUACAGGAAGUACGUCAGAAGCAGCAUGAAAGUAAUUCGAGCGACAGAUCCCGGAAUUUUUCACAUUUGGCAUCCCAAGGUCUGUUCGGGUGGUCCAGGAGGCCAAAAACUCUCAGCUGACCAGUACCGAGCUUGCAUCAGAUCGAGAGCCUUGAACGAGGCAUCCCACGCCCAGUUGGGCUUCCUGGCAUUCAGGGACGACAUUGCUGCCAACAACAGCCCCGCGAAAUACCCGGCGCGCCAACUGAAAACGCUGAAAUCCCCGCCGAAAAAGUUGAAAACCAAGACUUAGUAAGAAACCCGUUUUAUAUUAUUUGUGUAGGGCCGUUUUGUGAUUCGAAGCCAAAAAGACAAUCCGAGGUGGUGGUGGAGUUGUGUUAGCGAUGGGUAGGUGGGGGUGAUGCGUUUCGAUUCGAUAUUUGUCAGUGGCGUGGCAGGAGUGUGGAGUUGGGGGGUUACGAUGCGGGAACUGAGGAUGAUACAGUAAACGUUCAGAAUGGUUGUGGUAAUAUCAUGGGAAAGUUUAAAAUCUAUCUACAUAAUGUGGAUAUUAAAUAAAAUAUUGGCUAGCAAUAAAAGUAUUAGAGAAGCAACAUUUUCAGUAAAAGAUACAGUGUGUCAUCACUCGUUGACGAUAGGACGUUAUUUACUUUUUUUUCGAAUUGGAAAAGGGUUUUAGAGGUACCUGUCGCUACUGGGUUAUUAUCAGUUCAAUCUUCCAACAAGAAUCACAAACAAACCAUGAUUCUGAUGCAAAAUCUAUUCCAAACACAUUUUAGUUUGUUAUGUAGUAUUUUGCGAAUAAUUCCUCCACAGACAGCUAUUUUGCCAUCAAUCAGUUCGGGGGUGGAAUAAGGUUUUUAUAUGUUGCGUUUCUCUACGCCAGCUUGGCUGAAUGAGUCGUGGGACAACAUAUAUGCAGCUUCUUUGAACCUACUCUCGAACCAGUGUUCCUCUCUGUGGAUAAUCUCAGCUUGGAACCA
This is a messenger RNA of Leptinotarsa decemlineata (Colorado potato beetle), 2035 nucleotides long. RefSeq names its product Chondroitin sulfate N-acetylgalactosaminyltransferase (gene Csgalnact). NCBI's taxonomy places the organism in Eukaryota, Metazoa, Arthropoda, Insecta, Coleoptera, Chrysomelidae. The record is from RefSeq and is a predicted model, not a curated record. Gene Ontology annotation, molecular function: glucuronosyl-N-acetylgalactosaminyl-proteoglycan 4-beta-N-acetylgalactosaminyltransferase activity. Gene Ontology annotation, cellular component: Golgi cisterna membrane.